Protopterus annectens (West African lungfish) is the source of this 1340-nucleotide messenger RNA. It is a transcript of the gene SH3BGRL2, whose product is annotated as SH3 domain binding glutamate rich protein like 2. Lineage: Eukaryota; Metazoa; Chordata; Ceratodontiformes; Protopteridae. Bases 413 to 739 code for a protein of 108 amino acids. Gene Ontology annotation, cellular component: cytoplasm. The transcript has 4 exons. The record is from RefSeq and is a predicted model, not a curated record.
AUUAUUUCAGUGGGUAUGUAAGAAUAUGGGGCGGUGCUAGAAAUAGGGUGAGAAGGUAUCUCUGAGUCUCCCUGCUGGCAGCAGGCUGAUGAGAACGGUGCUCUUCAUUUUGUGAAUUGGUGUGUGAAAAGGAAGCGGGAGUUAUGUGCUAGUAGCUGGGAUAAACGUUGGCAGUGCAAACGAAGACACUUUCCCCACUGGCGGAAAGAAAAACGGCAGCCCUGCAGACAGCACUGACUAUUAAUCCAGGUGCUGUCCAGUUACAUAAGUCAACUCUGCACCUGGUGCAAGGUUUGGAAGUGCUUAAGCAUCUACAGAGUCCAGGAGUCUGCGUUACAUUUCUCCAGCUCAUUAACUGUGUGAGAGUGACAGGGGACGUUGAUGUUUACAGACUCCGUUUAAUGCUGUAAGAAUGGGAAUUCGGGUGUUCGUCGCAUCCUCUUCUGCCUCUGUUUUGAUCAAGAAGAGGCAGCAAGAGAUUCUGGAUUUUCUUGAAGUCCACAAGAUUGAUUUUGCAGAGGUUGAUAUUACUAUGGUAGAGGGCCAGAGGAUAUGGAUGUACAAGAACAUUCCCAAAGAGAAGCAGCCAUCACAAGGCAAUCCACUGCCACCUCAAAUAUUCAAUGGCAAUCAGUACUGUGGGGAUUAUGAUGACUUCUUUGAAGCCAAGGAAAGCAACACAGUGUUUUCCUUUCUGGGAGUGAAACCUGGUUUGGUAUCUAAGGAGGUUGAACCCUAAUCCCAAGAGACUGAAAGAGGCCAAAUUUAAGGAAGAAAGGAGCCGUCCAGUGUUAUAAUACAUCACAAAUGUUUCACUGUGAUAAUGCCAAGGUUAAAUCAGCAUUAUUUUGCUUGCUCUAGAGAGACAUUUUUCAGUGGAUGAAACAUUCUGCAUUGAAGAGGAACACAACUUUCUUUUGUGCUAGUAUGCUGGUUGAAAAAAGAACCAAAACUUUGAUUAUGAUCAGAAUACAAACGAGUGUAUUUUCAUUCCUUGAUUUAAUGCAAUGAGCAGAAAAAAAUGGUGAACGCAUUCUUUAAAUGGCCUACUCUAUGUAAUAACUGUUUUAUGUGCUUCAUGUACAUGUUGCCUUUAGCACUUAACUUGUAUAUGACCAUGUAAAUCCCUGUUGAAGGUGAUGGUAAUCAAAUGAGUGUAGUGGCAAUUGGAGCACAUAUAUUAAUAUGUGCAAUUAGUUGUCACCAUUUUUUUAUUCAUAUAAAUCUUGGCUCAUAUAAAGAGGUUUCUGCUGGUAACUUUCAUCAGGUUUUUGCUGUAGUGAGCCUUGAACAUGAUUUAACAAGUAUAGGCCAUUAGAUAAAGCUCCUGUUCCCUCAUA